AUGUUCCCCCUGCAGCUGCUCGCUCUGCUCUUCAUCUCCACGCCGAGACUCGAGAAGAAGCGGCGUGAGGAAGGGGAGGAGGGGGGAGGCAGACAGAGGGGACAGAAACAAUGGGAGGGUCAUCUGAGGAGGGGAGACCUGCUGGAGGUUCCCCGCACCAUGUUCACACACUUUGGGAUCUACCUGGGGGGAGGAAGAGUCGCUCACUUCAUCCCCGACAUCCUGCCCGUCUUCUGCAGCGAUCAGACUCAGAUCGAUCAGAUGGUCACCAACACUCGCCUCUUACUGGGGGUCUUUGCCAAGGUCGGCAGCAUCAGGGUGGACUCGCUGGAGGACUUCGCCUACGGAGCAAAGAUUCUGGUCAACACCAAAGACCAGGUGUGCAGCCGGCCGGCGCUGCAGGGCGAGGAGGUGGCGCGGCGGGCGGAGAAGCUGCAGGGUCGAGUCCACUACAGCCUGCUGUGGUACAACUGUGAACACUACGUCAUGUACUGUCGCUACGGCACCCUCAUGAGCUUCCAGACCUUCCAGUUCUGUAAGACAGCCAGGAAGCUGCUGCUGAGUCGGCAUGUUGCCAAGGCGACGGCGUUGCUGGAGGUGUGUGUGCUCCUCUGUCUGGGUGGUGUGAACUUCCUGUCUGCCCUGCUGGCCUUCUUGUUGCCCUCGCUCAUCUGGAUGGCCUCAUAAACAGAAAACAGUUUAAAAAACAGCACUUUAAAUGCAAUAAUGUGUAAAAGUAUUAAAUUACGA
Messenger RNA from Labrus bergylta (ballan wrasse), 750 nucleotides. Lineage: Eukaryota; Metazoa; Chordata; Actinopteri; Labriformes; Labridae. The record is from RefSeq and is a predicted model, not a curated record.